UUUCGCUCAAUCUCAUAUAUGCAAGUCAUUGCCCGCCACCACCCUUCUUCUGACUCAUACAAACAAACUUUUAGCGUUGUUAAUUUGCAUUCGUUUUCAUCUCAACCACUGAAACAGUGAUAGAUAUCGUUAUCCCUUUGCCCACAAGAGGAAAUAUCUGUUUUGCUGUUGAAUAUCCUCCUCCGCGCUCAUUCAAGCAUCCAUCAAACACCUGCUUGAAGAAAUACAUGUUUACGUCUACGUACGCGCAGAAAUGGGGAGGAAUAGCAGGACAAUCAAGAGGGUUUCGAGAAUUGGAAGCUAUGCAAUAGCUUCAUCGAUUACGGACCCCACUUGCGUUUCUUGCACAACGUUCAAUAUUCUUGCUCCUAUUUACAAAAGACUCAGUCAAGAGGAUCCCAGUUACAGAGAAAGUGAUGUUAAAGGUUUUUGGCUAAAUAGGAACAAGAGAAUUUUGGAUUGGUUAUUGUGUGAAAGAGCUUCUAUUAUAUGCCUUCAGGAAUUCUGGGUUGGGAAUGAAGAGCUGGUCAGUAUUUACGAUAAGAGGCUAGGGGCUGCUGGUUAUAACUGCGUCAAGCUUGCCAGGACGAAUAAUCGAGGCGAUGGUCUCCUGACUGCCGUGCAUAAGGACUCCUUCAGGAUCAUCAGCCACAGAGAGCUGCUUUUCAAUGAUUUUGGUGACCGUGUUGCUCAGCUACUGCAUGUCGAGCUGAUUGUGCCCUUCUCACAAUGUCGAAACAAUAAUGUCCGCCAAGAAAUUCUCAUAGUGAACACCCACUUAUUGUUUCCACAUAAUUCAAGUUUGUGCCUGGAACGACUUCGCCAGGUCUACAAAAUAUUGCAAUAUGUGGAGUCAUAUCAAUAUGAAAACAAACUCAAUCCCUUACCUAUAUUACUCUGCGGUGACUGGAAUGGAAGCAAGAGUGGUCAUGUUUACAAGUUUCUUAGGUCUCAGGGAUUUAUAUCAUCAUAUGAUGCUGCUCAUGUGUAUGCCGAUGCAGAUGCUCACAAGUGGGUAAGCCACCGUAAUCAUCGUGGAAACAUUUGUGGUGUAGAUUUUAUAUGGCUUCUUAAUCCUAAUAGAUAUAGGAAAUUACUCAAAACAAGUUGGAGUGAAGCACUGGCUGGAAUGCUCAAGCAUCAACUUAAGCGAGUAUCUCUGACCGAGGAUGAUGCAUUUGCUUUUUUAAAGGCAGAUAGCGAGGGCGAUUACAUCACCUACUUCGGCUUCUAUGAAGCACUGCAGCAGCUGAAUUUGGUUGGACAUUGUCAUGGCCUUUGUAAUGAAGAGGUAAAGGAACUAUGGCUGCAAGCAGAUGUGGAUGGAAAUGGUGUUAUUGACUAUAAAGAAUUUAAGCAGCAAAUAUGGAACACUUACUCGGACCAAGGAGAGAGAGAGAGGGAUCAGGUCUGGGAUGACAUCGUCAAUGGCACAGUGCAAACCAUCGGAUUCAGUGUCAAGAAUGCAGUUCUCUUCCCAGCAGAAGUCGAGAAAGGGAUGUGGCCUGAAGAUUACUCUCUUUCUGAUCAUGCCCGUCUAACAGUGGUCUUUUCACCAGUGAGGAUGCCAUGUUCUCGGUUGACAUAAUGAUAUUUGAUGGUUGCUUCUUGAGAUGGACAUAGAAUUUUACAAAGAUUUAUGAGUGAUGAAGGAAAUUGAGCGUUGGAUAAGCAAGCAACGAGUUUUUUCCCAAAUCAUCAAGUAGUGGCAUUUAUGAUCAAACAUAAAGAUGAGUGGAUUUGCACUGCUAUAAUCGGAGGCUGAAAAUGUUUUGCUCGUCUGCAAGAAUUUUGCUUGUGUAUAUAGUACUAAACUGUGGCAAGGUGUCAUUCCUCAUUUCUGUGGCUGUAAAUGGCUAGUUAUAUAGCCUCCGGAGAGGAACAAACAGAUCAAAUACUCUUAUCAAACACCACUUUUGGAACUGGAAUCAAGUUAAGGACU
This is a messenger RNA of Sesamum indicum (sesame), 1942 nucleotides long. RefSeq names its product putative calcium-binding protein At1g02270. Gene Ontology annotation, molecular function: calcium ion binding; 3'-5'-RNA exonuclease activity. The record is from RefSeq and is a predicted model, not a curated record. Lineage: Eukaryota; Viridiplantae; Streptophyta; Magnoliopsida; Lamiales; Pedaliaceae.